Molecule: messenger RNA, 1785 nt
Organism: Lachancea lanzarotensis
Lineage: Eukaryota; Fungi; Ascomycota; Saccharomycetes; Saccharomycetales; Saccharomycetaceae
Gene: FRS1
Product: LALA0S15e00782g1_1
Exons: 1
Coding region: 1-1785 (594 amino acids)
Biological process (GO): phenylalanyl-tRNA aminoacylation
Cellular component (GO): phenylalanine-tRNA ligase complex; cytoplasm
Molecular function (GO): phenylalanine-tRNA ligase activity; RNA binding; magnesium ion binding
Source: RefSeq, a predicted model, not a curated record
AUGCCAACCAUUUCUGUGCCUAAGCAGCAGUUCCUUGACCUGCUAGGCAAACAAUACACUAACGAGGAGUUUGACGAACUCUGCUUUGAAUUUGGCGUAGAAUUGGACGAAGACACCACUGAAGAAGCGUUGAAGGCAAAUGAGGAACCGGAGUUCAAGAUUGAGGUUGGUGCAAACCGUUAUGAUUUGCUGUGUACUGAGGGUAUUGCACAGUCAUUGAAUGAGUUUUUGGGAAGAAAAGAGACACCCAACUACAGGCUUUCGAAGGCGACCACUAAGCUUUACAUCGAGCCUUCUACCCAACAAAUAAGACCUUAUGCAGCAGCCGCAUUUCUCAGAGGUAUUAAAUUCACUGAGGAGUCUUACCAGUCUUUUAUCAAUUUGCAAGAUAAAUUGCACUCAAACCUGUGCAGAAACAGAAGUUUAGUUGCAAUGGGAACCCAUGACGCUAGUACCAUCCAAGGUCCUUUCUACUACAAAGCUCUUCCUCCAACCGAUUUCAAAUUUGUACCAUUGAACCAGACGAAGGAAUUUACUGGAGCUGAGUUGAUAGACCUUUACAAGCAACCAGAACAGAAAAAUAACCUGGGUAGAUUUGUUCACAUCAUUGAGGAUUCGCCAGUUUUCCCCGUCGUGCUCGACAGCAACAAUACCGUUUGCUCAUUGCCACCAUUGAUAAAUUCUGAACACUCUAAAAUAUCACUCAACACCUCAGACGUCUUUAUAGAAUGCACUGCCACUGAUAAGACCAAGGUAGAAAUUGUCAUCAAUCAGAUUGUGUCAAUGUUUUCCCGCUAUUGUGCAGAUCCGUUUGUCGUGGAACCGGUUGAGGUUGUUUCGGAGCACAACCAGCAGUCUCGUGUGACCCCCAACUUCACUCCAAACGUCAUGGAAGUCUCCACCGCGUACAUCAACUCGUGCUUGGGUCUUGAUCAGCCACCGCAAGAGAUUUGUGACAACUUGAAGAAGAUGUCUCUAAAAGCUACACCCUCCAAGAAUGCUGGCUACCUUGAAGUUUCGAUUCCAAUCACCAGACCAGACAUCUUACAUCCUUGUGAUAUCAUGGAGGAUGCGGCCAUCGGCUACGGAUACAACAAGUUGCCAAAGGGUGAGAAGCUAUCGAACGCAAAUUUCGUUGCUGCACCAUUACCGAUCAACAAAAUAUCUGACAUUUUUAGAGCUGCCUCUGCGCAAGCUUCAUGGAUAGAGGUUCUCCCACUAACACUUUGCUCCCAUGAUGAAAACUACAAGUUUUUGAGAGUGAAGGACGAUGGCAAACAGGCGGUCAGAUUGGCAAACCCUAAGACAUCAGAAUAUCAAGUCGUCAGAACCACUCUGCUUCCAGGUAUUUUGAAGACUGUCAGGGAAAACAGAAAGCAUACUUUGCCGAUCAAAGUGUUCGAAGCUGGUGACAUAGUGUUGAAAAACGAUCAGCUGGAGCGCAAAGCAUUUAACGAGCGUCACUGGGGUGCUAUCUACGUUGGGAAAACCUCAGGGUUUGAGAUUAUACAAGGUCUCUUGGGUAAAAUCAUGCAAACUUUCAGAACCCAAUGGGUGGCGGACUACGGCAAGGCUGCCUCGACAAGAGGUUACUGGAUCGAGGAGGAUGAUUCAUUGCCAACUUACUUCCCUGGAAGAGGCGCUAGAGUCAUGUUCAGACCUAAGGAGGGUGGAGAGAUCAAAAAGAUUGGUACCCUAGGUGUGCUGCACCCGGAGGUGAUGAAGAACUUUGAUUUACCUUACGCUGCUUCUUAUGUGGAGCUGAACUCUGAAGUCUUUCUAUAG